GGAAGCGUCAGCAGUGGUCUGUGCUGCUGGUGGGAUGGAGAGUAUUUAACCCGCCUGGGAGAGUUUUUAGCCCCAUCCACCACACGGACUCUGACUCAAGCCAUUCAAGCCUUGAAAGUGAAGCAGAAAUCAGAGGAGGUUCUAAGAUGCCCAACUGGGGAGGAGGCGCUAAGUGUGCAGCCUGUGAGAAGACCGUGUACCAUGCCGAGGAGAUCCAGUGUAACAGCAGGAGUUUCCACAAGACCUGUUUUAUCUGCAAGCAGAGGAUCUCUGUGGCUCCUACAAAGUUACCAAGUUACCAUCUUGGCUACUCAUCCCACCUGCUAAGUGUUCAUCUUCUCUCCAACAUUCACUUCACACUCCAGGGUCCUCCUGAAAAUAGCAACACAAGACAUCUGACUUUGUGUGCUGUCACUGUGAGCUGCAGAAAAGGGCUCGACAGCACCACGGUUGCUGCACAUGAAUCUGAGAUUUACUGCAAAUCGUGUUACGGGAAAAAAUACGGACCAAAGGGCUAUGGAUAUGGACAAGGAGCUGGAGCUCUGAGCUCUGAUCCUCCAGGACAGGACGGAGAAGCACAGCCGCUAAACUCUAAACCUCGACAAACCUCUUCAAACCCCAACUCCAGCAAGUUCUCCCAGAAGUUUGGUAGCUCAGACCGCUGCCCCCGCUGCUCCAAAGCCGUUUAUGCAGCAGAGAAGGUGAUGGGAGCAGGAAAGGCGUGGCAUAAAACCUGUUUCCGCUGCGCUCUGUGUGGGAAGAGCCUGGAGUCCACCACAGUGACAGACAAGGAUGGAGAGCUGUAUUGUAAAGUUUGCUACGCCAAAAACUUUGGUCCAAAAGGAUUCGGGCUUGGCAACGAGGCCAUGUUGGAGGAGCGUGAAUAAACCUAUGGCUCUGCUGAACCCAUGGCGCCUCAACCCUGAAGAAAGAUGAGCAUUAUCAGCAAUGUUUAAACUCACAAAAUAAAAGCAUUUUGUUACAUCA
This is a messenger RNA of Cyprinodon tularosa, 987 nucleotides long. It is a transcript of the gene csrp3, whose product is annotated as cysteine and glycine-rich protein 3 (cardiac LIM protein). Gene Ontology annotation, biological process: sarcomere organization; muscle tissue development; cardiac muscle contraction. Gene Ontology annotation, cellular component: cytoplasm; nucleus; Z disc. Lineage: Eukaryota; Metazoa; Chordata; Actinopteri; Cyprinodontiformes; Cyprinodontidae. The record is from RefSeq and is a predicted model, not a curated record. Gene Ontology annotation, molecular function: structural constituent of muscle; actinin binding. Bases 147 to 887 code for a protein of 246 amino acids. The transcript is spliced from 8 exons.